AAAGUCUAUGGCCCUGCAUUCACCCUGUACUUGGGCAUGAAGCCCACUGUGGUCCUACAUGGAUAUGAAGCAGUGAAGGAAGCCCUGAUUGAACUUGGGGAAGACUUUGUUGAAAGAAGGAGUUUCCCAAUAAUUGAUAAAGUGAACAGAGGCCUUAGAAUUGUUUUUAGCAAUGGAAACAUAUGGAAAGAUACUCGGCGCUUCACCCUCAUGACCCUGCGGAACUUUGGGAUGGGCAAAAGGAGCAUUGAGAGCCGUAUUCAAGAGGAAGCCCACUACCUAGUGGAGGAGCUGAGAGCAACCCGUGGCUCACCCUGUGAUCCCACUUUCAUUCUGGGAUGUGCGCCCUGCAAUGUGAUCUGCUCCAUUAUCUUCCACAAUCGUUUUGACUAUAAUAAUCAGGAUUUUCUUGCCCUGGCAAGAAGGAUCAAUGAAAAUGUCAAGCUUCUAAGCAGUCCAUGGAUGCAGGUCUACAAUAGUUUCCCUGCUCUCAUUGAUUAUCUUCCUGGGAGUCAUAAAAUAAUCAUUGAAAAUACCAAUUUUUUAAGGAGUUAUUUUGUUAAGGAAAUAAAAGAACAUGAAGAAUCAUUAGAUGUUAACGAUCCUCGGGACCUUAUUGACUGUUUUCUCAUAGAAAUGAAGAAGGCAAACAACGCUGAAACAGCUUUUACUUAUGAGAACUUGGUUAUCACCAUAAGUGACUUGUUCGGGGCUGGGACAGAGACAACAAGUUCAACACUGAGAUAUGCUCUCCUCCUCCUGAUGAAACACCCAGAGGUCGCAGGUAUGGCCAAGGAUGAGUCAUGUGAAUCUCCAGAAAGUGCUUGGAAGAUGUUCCUAGCGUCACUCAUCUUGGGUCUUGGCAGAAGGCCACUAAUGCUCUAUCCCAGCAGCAGCCCUCGGGCCACAGGUAAUGCUAGGACGAGCAGGCAGGGCUCGGCACAUGAGGGGAUGGUGCCACAGAGAAGUGCAGACAGCGUAGCAAUGAGAGAAGAAGAGAGGAGAGGAGCUCGGGCAGACAUGGGCACAACCAUAUUAGUAUCCCUGACAUCUGUGCUCCACGAUGACAAAGAAUUUCCCAGACCUGAGACUUUCGACCCUGGCCACUUUCUAGAUGACAGUGGCAAGUUCAAGAAAAGCAACUACUUCGUGCCUUUCUCCACAGGCAAACGUAAUUGUGCGGGAGAAGCUCUGGCUCGCAUGGAGCUGUUUUUGUUCCUGACCAGCAUUUUACAAAACUUUAACCUGAAAUCAGUGGUUGAUCCAAAGAAGCUCGACACCACUCCGGUUGCCAACGGGUUUGUCUCUGUCCUGCCCUCAUUCCAGGUCUCCUUCGUUCCCGUCUGAAGAAGGGCAGGCCGCCCCGCGGUUCUGUGACGUCUUCAGGCAUCUGCUCCCCGGCGUAGGCUGCUCCUCCCUGUUCUCGCGGCUUCGCUUGUGUUGCCGCCCAAAGUGCGAAGACCUCUCUAACGCUAAACUGUUGUUACGGUAUCUCUGUUAAAAAGUAAAGUGAUUUUCUUAUAUAAGUUCAGAAUCAAUUUUCUUCAGGAUGCUACUAAUACUAAAGAUGUUUAGUUGUCGUUUCUGCUUGCAAACAUGCGUGUGCACAGUGGAAAUACAAAAUAAAGUUUUAUCCCAGAAGGUCCA
Octodon degus (degu) is the source of this 1647-nucleotide messenger RNA. Its product is annotated as cytochrome P450 2C16-like. The record is from RefSeq and is a predicted model, not a curated record. Gene Ontology annotation, biological process: xenobiotic metabolic process. Gene Ontology annotation, molecular function: heme binding; iron ion binding; oxidoreductase activity, acting on paired donors, with incorporation or reduction of molecular oxygen, reduced flavin or flavoprotein as one donor, and incorporation of one atom of oxygen. The transcript is spliced from 7 exons. Gene Ontology annotation, cellular component: cytoplasm; intracellular membrane-bounded organelle. Lineage: Eukaryota; Metazoa; Chordata; Mammalia; Rodentia; Octodontidae. Bases 37 to 1347 code for a protein of 436 amino acids.